Molecule: messenger RNA, 738 nt
Organism: Hibiscus syriacus
Lineage: Eukaryota; Viridiplantae; Streptophyta; Magnoliopsida; Malvales; Malvaceae
Exons: 2
Coding region: 1-738 (245 amino acids)
Source: RefSeq, a predicted model, not a curated record
AUGACAUUUGCUCCGGCAGAGGGGUCGACUGGUGGGCUUAUAUGCGGUUGGAAUCCUAACUUCCUUGAUGCCUCGGACAAUAUUAUUUACCACAGGUUUAUUGCUCUAGUAGGAAGAAUCAGAGGGAGUGACUUUAACGCUUACCUAAAUUCUGAAGAAAAAAUUGGGCUCUCUGAAAAUAGUCGAACAAUAGAAAUCUUCAGGAAUUUUGUACAAAGAGUGAGAUUGGUGGAUCUUCCAUUGGAAGAGGGGACUUAUACAUGGUGUAAUAAUCAGUUCUCACUCACGUUUGUGCGGCUGGAUCGCUUUUUAGUAGCAGCGGAGGUGAUACAUGCAUUCCCAAAUUUGUCUCAAAAGUUAUUGUCCAAAGAAUUAUCGGGUCAUAAGGCCAUCCUAUUAUAUUCAACUACUGUUGAAUGGGGCCCUAAACCAUUCAAGUUCUAUAAUUACUGGCGCGAGUCAGAUGGGUUUGGUAAAUUUGUCACUAAUUCUUUUAAGGUGCUUAAAUCUGCAGGAGGUUACAAAAGCAUCGGGCAACUUCUAAGGAAUUCUAAAAAGUCCAUAAAGCAGUGGUAUGCGAGUUCAAGAACCGAUAUCCAAACUAAUAUUGAAUCACUGGAAACAAACAUUUGGAUUUUAGAAAGUAAAACGUGGAAAUAUGAGGCCUCUGCUAAUUUAUUUCUCGAGCUACAUAAUCUUAAAACCAAGUUAUGGCAUGUUUAUCUGAAUGAAGAGUGA